Molecule: messenger RNA, 8940 nt
Organism: Paramuricea clavata
Lineage: Eukaryota; Metazoa; Cnidaria; Anthozoa; Malacalcyonacea; Plexauridae
Source: the annotation of a GenBank genome assembly
CUUAGAGAUCAACACAACCGAGAUGUGGAUCAAGUGAAGGAAAGUUACGAAAUAAAACUUAGAGAAAAUGUACAGGUACGAAAAUAAUGGAGCGUUCAUAAUUUGUGUGGUGGGGGGCUAUGGGGAGUUUUAUUUUGAAAGAAUAUUUUUUGAAUAACCACCCCCUCCCCCCUUAUGUCUGAUAUAUUUUUUGGGUGAUCCCCCCUCAAACCACAGAUUUUGAUGACAUAAUGAUUUUCAUGACCCCUCUCUCUGACAUUUAAGAAAUGUUUGCUUCUAUUUGUUCUUAUUUGAGUUAUUUCGUUCUUAUGCAAAGGCUGCAGGGAACUGUACAUAGAAAGAUUAAGAUAUAUAUUAUGUUUGUACUGUAGAUAGUACUAUACAAUUAUAUCGUUUAUGAAAAGGUGUUUAUGUCUCAUAUCUAUACUAUUCUCGUUUUCCCUUAGGUAUUGAAAACAGCAACUAGUCAGUCAGAACUGUUGAAAAACAAAGUGGUAGGUGAAAUCAUUGUUAUAAAUAGGCAUAUUAUAUGUAUGCAAAGAAAACAGGCAAACGCGAUCUACAAAACCCUCCAACUAUUAUUCAGUCGAGUGAGAUGCCAACGAAAUCUUGAUUAUAAAGUUCCAUAUUAUCUGUAACUAGGCUGGAAAAAUUUGCAGUCGUAUAGGCAAAACUGUAGUCUGCUUUUAGGUAAUUGGGUGAUGAGGAGCGGGCAGCCAAAAAUUAGGGAGGUGAGACCAAGAUUUUAGAUUUUGGAGUGUUUCUAAAUUUCCAUGGUGUCUGUCUGCAUGCCAAUUACCUUCAAUAGCGAAGAUACGCGGUUUCAGUUAGUUUGCCAACAAUAGACUGAAAACAUGCAUGUGUGCAUGAAACAGCAAAAUACAAGGCCAACACAUAUACAAGCAUUUAAAGCUAUUUUGACACCAAUAUACUGCAGAGUUGCCAUUACACGCCUGUAUCCAUCUAAACAUAAAAAUCUCACAUUCACUAACUAGAUUGUACAAACUUUCUUACAACAUAUAGGAGCAAAUUCUGUCUGUUCUAAGUGGCAACACUCUAUUUUCUAAACAUAUACAUAUACACGGCUUUGUAUAAAUAUCAAGCCGCUUUCAUUUUAUUUUGCCGUGUUUUCCCUUUUUGGCCGUGGUAACACGGCCAGCCAACACAGCCUUCUAACUAAAACGCAGCUACGCCAGGGUGCGAAAUAACGGCCGGUCAACGGACAAUGUCCGGCCACAAUGCGGAGUUGUCCGGUCAUAUCCUAACAAUAGUAGAAAGAUAUACAAAGUUUAUUAAAGUCACCCAGAUACGAUUAUACAAAAAUCGUUCAGUAGUUUUUAUUUGUUUCAUUCCAAACUUUAGCAGCAGCAUAACCGAACGUUCGUUUCAUUGAAUUUGUUUUUGGCUUCGACAGCAUCAGCUUUUUUUCGUUACUUCUUAAUUCAUAUCGAUCUGAAUUAGAUAUAGUUUAAACAUGUCCGAAAUGUUCUCGGACAUUGGCAUGUAAGUGCUUUUGAUACAUAUUUUACAGUAGUUGUUGUUCCUUCCUUCUUUCACCUGACGUUUUCGAAUCUAGUUUCUUUAAAAUAUCUAUGGAGCGUAUUUCAUAUGAGUCGCCAGUAAUAACUCUUGCAGCUCGGUUUUGGAGUUUCUGUAGCUUGACUAGCUUGCCUCUCACAAUUAACUCCUCAAUUGGCCAUAUGAUUGUAGUACCAUUUAACAAGCGUAUCACUAUAGCCCCAGCGAGUUAACGCUCUUUCGAGCGUCUUGUUUACUUAUAAAUUAUUAAUGAGUUUGAGAUUAAUUUCUAAGGUAUAGUGGUUGUUUAAGUAUAGAUUGAAGCAGAGAGGAUUAAUCGGCAAAUUAAAGAGGAAAAGAAUAAGGAUGGUCCCUCAGCUAUUGAAGCCACCGAAAUGCAGGUAUACAUUUACAUAAAUUGAUUUAAUGGAUAAAAGUUACCAUAAGCUGCCUGCAUGUCAAUGAAGCGCACUUGUAAAACGUACGCACGUUUUACAUCACUUUAAAGCUCGUACGAUGGUGAAAACGAAUAUCAUUAAUGUUACUAUAAGCGCAGAAUACGGCCGGUGAAUUAAUUUUCCUGGUAACGCGUGGUUUAAUGCUACCUACCUACCUACCCCCUGAAUUUUAAUGCGUUAACAUUGACAUGGGGAUGUCAAUCAGGUAGGUUUCUCGGGCUCCUAUGGCCUCUAGUCUGAAUCAAGGCAGUCGAAUCCUGUCUGUCCAUGCAUGUGAGUCUUUGUUUUUCUACAUGCAUUGUAUGAAAGACAUGGUCUUUGGGGGAACGUGAUCUCGUGUUUCUACAGCAGCAAUUCAUGAAAUUUAUCCGUGAUUCCGUAUAUAUACAUGUACCUGCACUAAAAGUUACCAACUGUAAAGCAUUUACUAUUUUUGUUUUCAUGAUUUGUUUUUUUUUUUAAUUAUGUAGUGUAGCAACUUUUAUAAUACAGUCAAUGAACAACAUAUGUUGUGUUUUUCAGGCAAAACUACAAGCAAGUCUUCGAGAGAAAGACAGGUACAGUAUAUGUCUAUAAUCUAGUACAUUGUCGUUAUUUCGGGGUCUUUGACUUACUUCUACGUCCAUGGCGGUGAAUCUCUUUGGAUCGUGUGAAGACAUGCCACUCUCUUAUUUCUGAUAGAUUCGAUAAUUAAUGGAUAUACAGUGUAACAUUUAAAGGUUCUUACACUGUAAAUCUCACUCUUUGAUCAACUUCAAAAGCACAUGUAAUUCUGUCAUCAAAAACUGUGACAGAAUAACAUUUUUGGGGUUGAUUAGACUCCUCGCAAUGUGUAGACAAUGGCAGGAAGCAAUGACAGCGCAUUAGGUUUCCAAGGGUUUCUGUAGAUGUACACCUCAAAGACUCCUCAAAUCUCGAAUCCUGUAAAAUAUAGAGAGAAUAAUACAUGGGUGCGCGGAAAUACCAGAUUUAUUUCGAGUGUUGAACAUGAUAUAUCACGAGUGAGCGCAGCGAACGAGUGAGAUGUCAUGUUCAACACGAGAAGUAAAUCUGGUAUUUCCAAGCACCCAUGUAUUUUUCUGUUUAUUAUAUAAACAAAAUUCAGUGAAAAACAAUAAAACGUCCGUGGCAAUGCGUUUUACAACAAAUGAUAUUUUCACACGUAAAAAUAUCGUAUUUUUUACGUGUGUUUAAAUACGAUUUUUCUCAGUGGCCAAAAACUCUAUAUAACACUUAUGUUUAUAUAAUAAAAAGAUUUAUUUUGUGUGAUUGCUACAUGCACUAUUUUGCCAAUUAAAGCUAUCAGGUAGAGUGUAUACUGCCAACGGAUUUCUUAGAAGUUGUCUGAAAGGUGUCAGUAUGAUAACCAGGCGUCCAAAAGCCGUAUUUUUCCAACAGUGUGGCCGUCCAAGUUCUAGCUGCUCAUAAGGACGGCAAGUUGGCUAAGACCGAGCGUUAUUUCAAUCGUGGAAGAAUUGCUGAAAUGCGCGUUUGAUAAAGUUUGAUAUAAUUGAUAUGUAUAUACUUGUAUUGUAUAACUCGAUCCCACAGUGUCCCCCAUGUAUAUUAUACAACCAUUUCAUUUUUGCUUCAGAAUUAUAGACGAACUAAAGUCGGCUGUCGAUGUUCGUGAGACUCGUAUUAAGGUAACUGUGUGCGUGAUUCAUGAGUAAUGUAUCCCAGUAUAGAUUUUAUACAGGGUGCGAUAGUUAAUGAAGUUCAGUUGUACCUUAUACUGGUACUCCAAUGAUUAUUGCCAUGUCAUGGGUGAUACAAACCUAAGACUCAAGACAUACUUAGUCUUUAAAGGCCCGUACAGAAGAACAAACUUUCCUUCACAAGUUUUCUUGAGAAGUUUACUUUCUCGUGUGUACGAUCAACAAGUUUUCUUUGACAAGUUUUCUUGAGAAGUUUACUCUCUCGUGUGUACGAUCAACAAGUUUCCCUUGACAAGUUUCCUUGAGAAGUUUACUUUCUCGUGUGUACGAUCAACAAGUUUCCCUUGACAAGUUUUCUUGAGAAGUUUACUUUCUCGUGUGUACGAUCAACAAGUUUCCCUUGACAAGUUUUCUUGAGAAGUUUACUUUCUCGUGUGUACGAUCAACAAGUUUUCCUUGACAAGUUUCCUUGAGAAGUUUACUUUCUCGUGUGUACGAUCAACAAACUUUCCUUGACAAGUUUUCUUGAGAAGUUUACUUUCUCGUGUGUACGAUCAACAAGUUUCCCUUGACAAGUUUUCUUGAGAAGUUUACUUUCUCGUCUGUAUACGAUCAACAAAUUUCCCUUGACAAGUUUUCGUGAGACGCUUAUACAUAUACUUACUGUGUGUACGGUCAACAAGUUUCCCUUGACAAGUUUCCUUGAGAAGUAUAAUCUGAUGUAGUAAUACCUUCAGUCCAAUCAUGUUUCAUGCCAGAACAUGUCGGAGAUGUUGGUAUUACGGUUUUGCAUGUGCUGCACCUUGAGAAGUUUGCUAGUCAUGGUACCAGCAAAAUACAGUACGCAGAUAGCGAGAGUAUCGCGUAUACCUAUAUUACGUGGUAUUUGCAUGGCUAAAACAAGGAAGUAUCAGACCGUAAUAUUGGCGUACCUCCGGUACGUACAGUAAGUACGCAAAUUAUCGCCCUCUGUUUUAACAUCACAAAUUGAAGCGAUGUCUACAAAUUUCGUUGUCCAUGAUCCUCAAAAAAAACACGAAACAAUGACGAAAUGCGUUCAAACGGUCAACCUUUGAAGAGUCAAAUCCGAUGUAGUUAGAAUUAUAUAGGAUUAAUCGAUUAUUAUUUAAUUGGAUUGACAACGGUUAAUCAAAUGCUAAAAUAGCAACAAAUAUGAAUAUGGGCGCAGGUUUGCCAUAUUUAUACCGUAAAAUUUAGUUUAAGCAAUUACUGUACAUAGUUUAGUGUGCAUACUGUACAGUUGAAUGCUUUCGUGUAUUUCAUUGAAAUGCAAUCUUGUUCAUAAUCUUAUUCAUAAUCUACUCUGUAUUUCUUCUUAUAUUGAUCUGGUAUUGACAUUCAUCCUUUAGUUGUUAUCGAAAACCGAUGAUGCUGAUACCACGGAGCAGGUAUAAGACUUUUAUAAGACAGUUUGACUUCUUGAUGAAACAGAAGUCAGGCAAAUUUUAGCACAGCUCUUCUAGGACAGCUCUUAAGACCUUUAGGACAGUUCUUGGUGAACGGACAGUUACAGAAAGUCAGGCACUUUUAGGACAGCUCUUAAGACCGUCAGGACAGUUCUUGAUGAACGGACAGUUACAGAAAGUCAGGCACUUUUAGGACAGCUCUUAAGACCGUCAGGACAGUUCUUGAUGAACGGACAGUCACAGGAAGUCAGGCAACGUUUAGGACAGCUCUUAAGACCUUCAGGACAGUUCUUGAUGAACGGACAGUCACAGGAAGUCAGGCAACGUUUAGGACAGCUCUUUGAGACCUUUAGGACAGUUCUUAAUUAACGGACAGUCACAGGAAGUCAGGAAACUUUUAGCAUAGCUCUUAAGACCUUCAGGAAAAUUUCUGAUGAACGGUCACAACACAUAAACUUACGACCACGUCAGCGCAUGCAUUAGCUGCCCGAUUUCGAAUUAUGAAUAUGGGCUGUAGCCCACUUUGUAAAAAAAUUGACAUUUCUAAUGACGUCAGUAAUUGACAUGCAACGCGUUAUGACACGCGUGCAAUAGGCGAGAUGGCGUGAGCAAGUCGUCACGUCUGGUGUUAUAUGUAAGUUUUUCCGUUAAUAUUCCCGCAAAUACGAAUGCAUGGUUAGCAAUGAAUGGAUGUUAGGAAUGCAUGUAUAUAACUAUAUAUACAGCUAAUUCAAAAAGUUUUCCUUUGCAAACCUUAAACUCUAACCUCUCAACCAGCGCGUUGUGUUCAGCAGGUCAAAUCGACCUCUAACGCAGCUGGUUGCCUCAAUCUGAGCUUGCCUCACUUUGAGGCAAGGUUUGAAGUUUCAAGCUUAGUAGUUGAAUAUUGCAGCUAUUUGCGAAUGAAUUGAUUUCGUAAGGAGAUAUUUACCGUGUCUCAUUGUCUCUAAGAAAUGGGCCCCAUAUAUGAUUUUUUAACUGAUUAAAUGAUGCUCCCAUUAUGCUUUGCGCGCUUAGAGUUUAAGGUUUGCAAAGAAUAACCUAUUUUGAAUUGGCUGUAUAUAUGUCGCUUCCAUUUCGAAAUGUCAAUUUACUCCGUAAUGUAUAUGCGAUAUAUAUUAUUUUAUAUUCAUCCAAAUCGUAAUUAUAUUUAAUCCUGUAACUUUUGCGACUAUUAAGGAUCAGAUUUGCGUUUAGGUAGAUCUCGAGGCAGAAAGUUUAUUUGAAUUUUCGUUCGUUAUAGUUCUGAUGUUAAAUAUAGUUGUUUUGUCUGCAGGUCAAAGGCUUGAAACAGAAAAUUGAGGAGCGCGACCAUCAAAUUCAGGUAUAUAUAAAGUCAUAAUAAAAAUAUUGAAAAAAAUUGAAAACGUGAAAAGAAUUGUCAAUUUUUAUUGCCUGAGUGUGGUGCAAGUUUGUAUAACGGAGUGCAAUAUUUUUCUGAAAGUUUGGUCUGAUAAUGUCAGACAUUACAACCCAAGUUUUUGGUCGGUCAGACACUAAUUAUUUGUAGUACUGAAAAGAAAAGUUGUAUACAGUAUACAUUGGAUUCAUUUGUAAUUAUUUCACGUGCGUACAAUUUGCGAUUUAUUUGAUCAGUAUACAUAAGUACUAGAUAAAACAUGAGCAGUCGAUCUUUAUCUGAUAUACAAACUCGAGCCGAAGGCGGAGAAUGACCGAUGUCCUUCUGUUAUCGACAAGUGUACACUGUUGUUAUACAGUGCCAAAAAGUAAUAUAUGCACCUGGGGCCAGUUGAAUGUUACAAGGUUCACGACACAAGGUUGUGACAAUAUUGUUAUAUCAUGACUGUAUCGGAUAAUAUCAAUAAGCUUGUUACAAGUUGUUCCAAACUUGUUGACAAAUUGUGAUAAGCAGUGUGAGCACAACUUGUUGACGGCUUGUUGGCAGACUUGCUAUAAGAUGUGAGAUUUUUACGUGUGUAGAAGACCUCAAAUUGCUCUCGUCCUCAUCAGCUCGUGCAAUUUGAGUUUUUGAAAAGCCGAAUUAAUCAAUGAACAUGAUGUUUCACCACUGAUGUUUUCGCUUAUACCAAUAUAGUGAACAGUUAUCUCGUUUCAAUAAAUGUUGAGCAUUAUUGUCGAUGAAACAAUAUUAUUACGUAUAUAUGUAAUAUGUUGUUUUCAUUUGUAGGAUUUGAACGAGAAGCUUAGGAAGUCGGAGGCGUCUAUAAAGGUAUGGUGUUGUAUAAAUUUACUUGCAGGACGGAUCCAUGAGGUUCAUCUGGCUUACAGGGGAUGGGUGUUGAAUGGGAGUUGUUCGUGCGGCGGUGUACGAAUGUCAGUGGUGUAACUUUACUUUUUGACCACUAGUCCUCAGGGCAAGUUGGACAUGAAAAUUAGUUGCCCUGAAUAAAAUUCACUUGCCAUCAGACAAUGGCCUGGGGUACCUAGGUAGGGGGUAUAAAUAAGGGGACAACAUGUCGACCCGUUCUCCCAAUCUAUAUGGCUAUGUUAUACUGCCUCAGAUCUGGCUUUGGCAUACAAAAAACAAAAUUUGAAUCAAGUACAUGCACUAUGACAAAUUUAUUCGACAAUGAAAACAUAAACUUGCAAAGAUGCCCAGCUUUUUGUGGCAAGGCAACUUGCCCAAUCGGGCAAGCAAGAUAAAACGUUUACUUAUCCGUCAUGAUAUUAAGUUGCCCCGGGCAAGCUGGCAAGUGUUAAGUUACACCUCUGCGAAUGUCAAGAAUUAACCGAGGCAGGGCGCGUCGUAACUGAGGGUGCCGGGUCAACAUUCAGGGGGGAUUGUUCUGGGGGACACGAUGAUCUCGGCAGCGAGAUGAUCUCGCUACAAAUUAGAAUCGAAGGGCCGAGCUGAUUGCUCGAGUGAGAGAUCAUAUAGAUUCUGCAUGAGAUUUUGAGAAUGUCUUUGAAUAUUGCCACACGUCCCAAAGUAAUACCCAAAAAGUUGUAUUUGGUAGAUAGUAAUCCCCCCCUGGGCUCCCUUUAGCGAAGGCAGGAGGGGUGGGCAGAUGAUAAUCCCCCUGUAAAUCCCCUUGGUAGAUGGUAAUCCUCCUGUAGACUCCCUUGGUAGAUGGUAACCCCCCUGUAAAUUCCCUUGGUAGAUGGUAAUCCUCCUGUAGACUCCCUUGGUAGAUGGUAACCCCCCUGUAAAUCCCCUUGGUAGAUGGUAAUCCUCCUGUAAUCCAUUCUGCGUUACCGUCUUCAUUUAACGUCUUCCUCCGCUCACCGCACUGGUAAUGGGGAGAUUGUUAAGGCGGAUUUCCAUUCAGUGCAAAAUGUCGCACGAUGGUCAUUUUGCGAUCACUUUCUUUCAAAAUACAAGCAAUCAAACGCAACGGAUCAGGUUGACUGAACACAUGAAAGUGAUCGCAAAAAGUUGAUCUCGCGACAUUUUGCAUUGAAUGGAAAUCGGCUUUAAAUCAUUCGAAAAUUUUUAUAAAUUUGAAAUAAAUCCAUUAUAUCAAGUAAGGAAGUAAGGAAAACCACUUCUUACAACGACGUUAAUUUGGGAUGGUCAACUUACAUUUUCUGUGCAGUCAGCUUUAUUCUGCUCUCCGUUACAUGACAUAUCCCAUUUUAUAUAUACUGAAACGAUGAAAAUAGAAUUCGGAGAAAAAUGGAAGGCGAAAGUGAUUUUUCAACCUUUGUACUUGAAAAGCUAUAAAACUAUACGGAUAUAUAGGGACCUCACAAUUAAUAUAAAGAAACGUUGAUUUAAGAAUACUAAAUUUUAGAAAGUUUGAAAAAUCACUGUCCUCAGAGUGAUAUCCGGCUUUCGUACAAUCGAGCCCUGAACCUGGAUAAAUAUUUUUCUUCAUAAAGGACUUGAGAGGAUCGCUGUAUGAAAGUGAUAGAAAAUUUCACUUAGCAUCACAAGAGGGUGUCUCGACGGGACAG